AUGAGUACGCAGAAAGUGUUAGAUGCCCUUAAAACUCAAAAAAAGAUUGAAAAUUAUGGUGUUGAUAGUCAUUAUAAAGCACAUUUUGAUUUUGCACGAAAAUCAGAGAUAGAUGCUUUUUCGUGUCUUGGUGUUGGAAAUCGUAUUGAUGCAUGGUUAAUUUAUUUGAGUGAUGUCGAACAAGGUGGUGCAACAGUUUUUCCUGUAGUUAGCGAUCAUUUGAAAUCAAAAAAGGAAGUGCUGCAUUUUGUAUAUAUAAUAAAUUAUUUCUAUCUUUUCAGAAGAUUACAAUACUCGUCAUGUAGAUAUUUUUUUAGUUUAAUUAAAUGGGUUGAUGAACGUGGUGAAGAAUUUCGUCGUCCAUGUGUUACUAGAUUCAAUGGCAUGAGUGAAUCAUUUAUUGGGACAAAAUUGACAUAA
This is a messenger RNA of Adineta steineri, 420 nucleotides long. The record is from the annotation of a GenBank genome assembly. NCBI's taxonomy places the organism in Eukaryota, Metazoa, Rotifera, Eurotatoria, Adinetida, Adinetidae.